ACACAACCCAGACCAACUCUGGCUUGGGAAUCUCAUUCCGGGCUUUCGUUUUAAGCUUAUCAUACAGCCUGCCAUUGUGAAUUUGUUCUCAAUGAGAGUUCGAUUUUCACACGUUUAAUCCAUCACAGAUUCCUCACACCAGGCCGCGGCGCCGAUAACUACAACCCCAGUGUACCGACCACUCGAUAACACCCACACCAUGGAGGCAACACGCGGCCCCCCGAGGGUCAAGAACAAGGCCGCAGCACCGAUCCAGAUCUCCGCGGAGCAGCUGCUCCGGGAGGCCGUGGACCGGCAAGAGCCCGCGCUGGAGGCGCCGACACAGCGAUUUGCGGACCUGGAAGAACUGCACGAGUACCAGGGGCGGAAGAGAAAGGACUUCGAGGACUAUGUGCGGCGCAAUCGGAUCAACCUGAACAACUGGAUGCGCUACGCGGCGUGGGAACUGGAGCAGAAGGAAUUCCGCCGCGCCCGCUCCAUCUUCGAGCGCGCGCUGGACGUCAACCCGACGUCGGUGAUUUUAUGGAUUCGGUAUAUCGAGUCGGAGAUGCGAAACCGUAAUAUCAACCAUGCGAGGAAUUUGCUCGACCGUGCGGUGACGAUUUUGCCGAGAGUUGAUAAGCUCUGGUAUAAGUAUGUUUACAUGGAGGAGACGCUGGGGAAUAUUCCCGGGACACGCCAGGUGUUUGAGCGGUGGAUGUCGUGGGAGCCGGAUGAGGGCGCCUGGAGCGCGUACAUCAAGCUUGAGAAGCGGUACAGCGAGUUCGAGCGCGCGCGGAGCAUCUUCCAGCGGUUUACGAUUGUCCAUCCCGAGCCGAGGAACUGGAUCAAAUGGGCCCGAUUUGAGGAGGAGAACGGGACGAGUGACUUGGUCCGGGAGGUGUACGGCGCGGCGAUCGAGACGCUGGGAGAGGACUUUAUGGAUGAGAAGCUUUUUAUCUCGUACGCCAAGUUCGAGGCCAAGCUGAAGGAGUAUGAGCGUGCGCGCGCGAUCUACAAAUACGCCCUGGACCGACUCCCGCGGUCCAAGGCCAUCACACUGCACAAGGCGUACACGACGUUCGAGAAGCAGUUCGGCGACCGGGAAGGCGUGGAGGACGUCAUUCUCAACAAGCGCCGCGUGCAGUACGAGGAGCAGCUCAAGGAGAGCCCGCGGAACUACGACAUCUGGUUCGACUUUGCCCGGUUAGAGGAGACGUCGGGUGACCCCGAGAAAGUCCGGGAGGUCUACGAGCGCGCGAUCGCGCAGGUUCCGCCGUCGCAGGAGAAACGCCACUGGCGACGGUACAUCUACCUCUGGGUGUUCUACGCCAUCUGGGAAGAGCUGGAAGCCAAGGACAGCGACCGGGCACGCCAGAUCUACAACGAGUGCCUGAAGCUCAUCCCGCACAAGAAGUUCACGUUCGCCAAGAUCUGGCUGCUGAAGGCGCAGUUCGAGAUCCGGCAGAUGGAGCUGGCGGCGGCGCGGAAGACGCUAGGCCAGGCGAUCGGGAUGUGUCCCAAGGACAAGCUGUUCCGGGGCUACAUCGAGCUGGAGCGGCAGCUGUUUGAGUUCCUGCGGUGCCGGACGCUGUACGAGAAGCAGAUCGAGUGGAACGCGUCUAACAGCCAGUCGUGGAUCCAGUACGCGGAGCUGGAGCGGGGGCUGGAUGAUACUGACCGGGCCCGCGGGAUCUUCGAGCUGGCGAUCGAGCAGCCGAGUCUGGAUAUGCCGGAGCUGGUGUGGAAGGCUUACAUUGACUUUGAGGAGUACGAAGGGGAGUACGACCAGGUGCGAUCGCUCUACGAGCGUCUGCUGCAGAAGACGGACCACGUCAAGGUGUGGAUCAACUACGCGCGGUUCGAGAUCAACGUGCCGGACGAGGAGGAAGAGGAAGAAGAGGAGGAGGAAGAGCGGCCGGUCAGCGAAGACGCCAAGCGUCGUGCGCGGAGCGUGUUCGAGCGGGCGCACCGGGUAUUCAAGGAGAAGGAGCUCAAGGAAGAGCGCGUCGAACUGCUCAACGCAUGGCGGUCGUUCGAGCACGCGCACGGAUCGCCGGAGGAGAUCGAACAGAUCGAGAAGCAGAUGCCGCGUCGGGUCAAGAAGCGUCGCAAGCUGGACGACGACCGGUACGAGGAGUACAUGGACUAUGUCUUCCCAGCGGACGACAAGUCGGCGGCCAAUCUGUCGAAGUUGUUGCAGACGGCGCACAAGUGGAAGCAGCAGCAGUAGAUACAUCUAUUUUUCUUGUCAUGAAUAUAAUAGUCUAUCGUAU
This is a messenger RNA of Aspergillus candidus, 2255 nucleotides long. It is a transcript of the gene clf1, whose product is annotated as putative cell cycle control protein (Cwf4). The transcript is spliced from 2 exons. Gene Ontology annotation, biological process: mRNA splicing, via spliceosome; spliceosomal complex assembly. Gene Ontology annotation, cellular component: precatalytic spliceosome; U2-type catalytic step 2 spliceosome; Prp19 complex. Bases 200 to 2212 code for a protein of 670 amino acids. Lineage: Eukaryota; Fungi; Ascomycota; Eurotiomycetes; Eurotiales; Aspergillaceae. Gene Ontology annotation, molecular function: protein binding. The record is from RefSeq and is a predicted model, not a curated record.